This is a messenger RNA of Penicillium odoratum, 1158 nucleotides long. Its product is annotated as pepsin-like aspartic protease. The record is from RefSeq and is a predicted model, not a curated record. Gene Ontology annotation, biological process: proteolysis. Gene Ontology annotation, molecular function: aspartic-type endopeptidase activity. NCBI's taxonomy places the organism in Eukaryota, Fungi, Ascomycota, Eurotiomycetes, Eurotiales, Aspergillaceae. The transcript is spliced from 2 exons. The coding region runs from base 1 to 1158 and encodes 385 amino acids.
AUGGUCAUUGUUAACAAGAUUAUUCCGGCUCUCGCGGGCCUGGCUUCUAUUGCCUCUGCUGUUCCUACCUCCGGAAAAUACUCUGUCAAGCAGGUUGCUCGUCCUGCUACUAAGACCACCAGCUUUGCGGCUCAGUACGCUCGUGCUCUUUCCAAGUUUGGUGCGACUGUCCCGUCUCAAGUCCAGGCUGCUGUCGUCAGUGGUGUUGCGACAAACACUCCCUCGACUGACGAUGAGGAGUACUUGACCCCCGUUUCUGUGGGAGGCACAACCUUGCAGCUUGACUUCGAUACUGGUUCAUCUGAUCUCUGGGUUUUCUCUAAAGAGCUGCCCGCUGCUGACCAGUCCGGUCACGCCCUCUACACCCCAAGCUCCAGCGCUAAGCUGCUGUCCGGCUACACCUGGGAUAUCUCCUAUGGUGAUGGUAGCUCUGCUAGUGGCAAUGUUUACACAGACAAGGUGAUUGUCGGGGGUAUCACCGUCUCUGCCCAGGCCGUCGAAGCGGCGAAGAAAAUUAGCUCCGAGUUCGUCGAAGACACCAGCGAUGGCCUUCUGGGCUUGGGCUUCGACUCUAUUAACACUGUCUCGCCCAAGCCUCAGAAGACGUGGUUCUCCAACGCCGAAUCAGAGCUGGCUGCGCCUCUCUUCGGUGUUGCACUCAAGCACGGCGAACCCGGUGUGUUCGACUUUGGUUUCGCCGACUCCUCCAAGUACACUGGCUCUCUUACAUACACCGAUGUCGAUGAUUCUGAGGGCUACUGGGGAUUCUCGGUGGAUGGCUGGACUGCUGGGAGUGCGUCUGGUGACGGUUUCUCUGGCAUUGCUGACACCGGCACUACUCUUCUCCUUCUUGACGACGCUACCGUCACCUCGUACUACGACCAGGUUAGCGGUUCUUCGUACAGUGACACUCAGGGGGGUUAUGUAUUUGACUGCUCCACCACUCUGCCGGAUUUCAGUGUCACCAUUGGCAGCUACACUGCUACCGUCUCUGGCAGCCUCAUCAACUACGCUUCUGUUGGUAGCGGCUCAUGCAUUGGUGGUAUCCAGUCCAACUCGGGCAUUGGCUUCUCCAUCUUUGGUGACAUCUUCCUGAAGAGCCAAUACGUUGUGUUUGAUGCCAGUGAGCCUCAGCUUGGCUUCGCCCCUCAGAAGUAA